Capra hircus (goat) is the source of this 5816-nucleotide messenger RNA. RefSeq names its product Rho guanine nucleotide exchange factor 7 (gene ARHGEF7). NCBI's taxonomy places the organism in Eukaryota, Metazoa, Chordata, Mammalia, Artiodactyla, Bovidae. The transcript has 18 exons. Gene Ontology annotation, molecular function: guanyl-nucleotide exchange factor activity; protein binding. The record is from RefSeq and is a predicted model, not a curated record. The coding region runs from base 1700 to 3649 and encodes 649 amino acids.
GUCCGGCCCUGGCGGAGGGUGAGAGCCCGGCCACAGUGGGGGUUGGAGAAGGGGCUCCACACUCAGGCCGGCGUCUCCUGCCAUCGUGACACCAGCAGUUGAAAACAGACUCACUCUGUUCUUUACCGUUUGUGAGGAGAAACCUGUCACGUCUGUUAGUUCUUUCUUUGUGGUUACACAUUUGUGUAAGGUGUAGUUCGCCAUCCUUUUGGGGGCUUGAAGCUUGCUGUAUGCCGUUGGCUGUGUAGCUUCUUACCGUGGGUGCUUCUGCCAGUCACGUGAUGCUGAGCGAUCUGUCCGUGUCUUUGCACUGGUGUGACACUUUGGAAUGCAUCCCCUUCUGUGCGUUUUCUGUAGUUGCUUAGCAGUUUCUUGAAUUUAAAGAAUUAUUGCAAGGCCUAUCUAAUUUUGGAAGGGAGUGGUGGUCCUGGCAUUGCUUGCAUUUCUGCUCAGGUGUGAUCGCCUCGUGGCACUGCAGGCACUCCAAGGCGUGGCUGCUCCCAGUGGCCUCGUCAGGACACCCCAAAGGGUCAGGAGCCUUUGGCCAGGAACCUGGGGGCAGAGACCAGUAUGCGUGUGUGUGUGAUUUCACAGCCAGAUCGCGUCUGUCCUGCUGCUGCUGCUGGACUGUGUUGUUUCUGGCUUUGGGCUCUGGUGACUGACGUCACUGCACGUGGGGCUGAGUCCUUUCGGGUCUCGUGGGUACGUAGCUCGGAGCGGAACUGCCAGCUCAUACGGGGACUCCGUUCAGGUCUUGAGGCCCUACUGUGCGUCGUGCACAGUGGCUCUCACACCCCACAGCAGGGCACGGGGCUCCUGUUCCUCCAUGUCUUUGCCAACACUUGUUUCCUGGUUUUUUUUAUUUUGACAGUAGCCAUCCUAAUGGUUGUCAGGUGGUAUCUCAUUGGGGCUCUUUAUUCUGUAGUUGAUCAGAAAAACAGCAUUUGUUCAUUAUCAUUAGAAUAUAGUUAAGAGUAAUAGCCAAGCUUUUGUGUUCUGCUUCCUAUGUAAACUUCUCUUUAUCUGUGACUUUCAGUCCUCACCACAGCCCCAGAAGAUAGUGUUGUCGGGGUAUUCAGGGAAUAGGGUGCAAAUAAAACCCUCCUCUGAACACCCUCCUGUUAAUCUGUCCCUGGGUAGAACCAGCCGAGGGCGCGGCGCUGGUGUCCAGCUGCCUGCGUCACAGACACGGCUGCUGGGAAGUGUGCCUUAGUCUGCAGCUUGGCUGGACUCGGCAGUCCCCGCCAGCCCGUCCGGGGGCAGCCCUGGUUCUGGCCCCUGGGCCUGAGUGCUGGGGAGGCCGAGCAGUCCCUCUGGGGCCAAGAGAGCGCUGGGCCCUUUGGGGGGCGAGGUUGAGAGUAACAUGGUCUUUCCCUUUACGAAGGGGAUCCAGGGGUCACAGAGCUGGUGAUGGGCACGCCCUCAAGAGUCACAGAGCUGGUGGAGGGACGUGCCCUGAGGGGGUCUUGGAGCUGGCAAAGGAGCAAGCCAUAAAGAGUGGGUUUUGCUGAUUGUGUAGACAUCUGUUGGGUCUGGGCUUCUUGAAUUCUACUGUGAUUCCAUUCUUUAAAAUGGAAAUUCUGGUCUGAUGUUGAGGCAUCGUAGUAAAAGUGUGAAUGAGUACAGAUAAACUUUUCCUUUCCAGGUGUUCCUCCUCCUGAAGUUUCCAGAGUUAACCCUGGGAAAUGACACUGCAAAGAUGGGGUUGUUUUCAGGUGGACAUGCAUGUGAAAAGCCAGUGUCACCCAAGUCCGGAACCUUGAAGAGCCCUCCCAAAGGAUUCGAUACGACCGCCAUUAACAAGAGCUACUACAACGUGGUGCUACAGAAUAUUUUGGAAACAGAAAAUGAAUAUUCUAAAGAACUUCAGACUGUGCUUUCAACCUACCUACGGCCCCUGCAGACCAGCGAGAAGUUAAGUUCAGCAAACACGUCACAUUUAAUGGGAAAUCUAGAAGAAAUAUGUUCUUUCCAGCAAAUGCUUGUACAGUCUUUAGAAGAAUGCACCAAGAUGCCGGAGGCCCAGCAGAGGGUCGGGGGCUGCUUCCUCAGCCUGAUGCCGCAGAUGAAGACCCUAUACCUGGCGUACUGUGCCAACCACCCGUCCGCGGUCAGCGUCCUCACGGAGCACAGUGAGGAGCUGGGGGAGUUCAUGGAGCUGAAGGGCGCCAGCAGCCCGGGGAUUCUCGUGCUGACCACCGGUCUCAGCAAGCCGUUCAUGCGCCUGGACAAGUACCCUGCGCUGCUCAAGGAGCUGGAGAGACACAUGGAGGAUUAUCACCCAGACAGACAAGAUAUUCAGAAAUCCAUGACCGCCUUCAAAAACCUUUCAGCCCAGUGUCAGGAGGUGCGGAAGAGGAAGGAGCUGGAGCUGCAGAUCCUGACGGAGGCCAUCCGCAGCUGGGAGGGUGACGACAUCAAGACCCUGGGCAGCGUCGUCUACAUGUCCCAGGUCCUGAUCCAGUGUGCCGGCAGCGAGGAAAAGAAUGAGAGAUAUCUUCUACUCUUCCCAAAUGUUUUGCUAAUGUUGUCUGCCAGUCCUAGGAUGAGUGGUUUCAUAUAUCAGGGAAAGCUACCAACGACAGGAAUGACGGUCACAAAGCUUGAGGACAGUGAAAAUCACAGGAACGCGUUUGAAAUAUCAGGGAGCAUGAUCGAGCGGAUCUUGGUGUCCUGCAACAACCAGCAGGACCUCCACGAGUGGGUGGACCGCCUGCAGAAGCAGACGAAGGCCGCCUCGGCAGGAAACCCCAGCAGCAAGCCUCACUCGGUGCCGUCGCACACCCUCCCUUCCCACUCCAUCACCCCGUCCAGCAAGCACGCGGACAGCAAGCCCGCGCCGCUGACGCCCGCCUACCACACGCUGCCCCACCCCUCCCACCAUGGCACUCCACACACCACCAUCAACUGGGGGCCCCUGGAGCCUCCGAAGACCCCUAAGCCCUGGAGCCUGAGCUGCCUGCGACCAGCACCCCCUCUGCGGCCCUCGGCUGCCCUCUGCUACAAGGAGGACCUGAGCAAGAGUCCCAAGACCAUGAAGAAGCUGCUGCCCAAGCGCAAGCCGGAGAGGAAGCCCUCAGACGAGGAGUUCGCUCUGAGAAAAAGCACGGCUGCGCUGGAGGAGGACGCCCAGAUCCUGAAGGUCAUCGAGGCUUACUGCACCAGCGCCAAGACGCGGCAGACGCUCAACUCAACAUGGCAAGGCACUGACCUGAUGCAUAAUCACGUCUUGGCUGACGACGACCAGUCAAGUCUAGACUCCCUGGGUCGGCGCAGCAGCCUCUCCCGUGUGGAGCCUUCAGACUUCUCGGAAGACUCUGACUAUGACAGUAUAUGGACAGCCCAUAGUUACAGGAUGGGUUCUACAUCUCGUUCACGCAAAGAAUCUGCUCCACAAGUUUUGCUUCCAGAAGAAGAGAAAAUUAUAGUUGAAGAGACUAAAAGUAAUGGUCAGACAGUGAUAGAAGAAAAGAGUCUCGUCGACACCGUGUACGCGCUAAAAGAUGAAGUCCAGGAGCUACGACAGGACAACAAGAAGAUGAAGAAGUCUCUGGAGGAGGAGCAGAGAGCUCGCAGAGACCUGGAGAAGCUGGUGAGGAAGGUUCUCAAGAACAUGAACGACCCUGCUUGGGACGAGACGAACCUCUGAGGGGUGUCCCGGUGCUCCGUCAGGCCGCUUCCAAGGCUGAGCCGGAGCCCCGCGCGGAGCAUGGCGCUGCAGCCCCGCCCCCGACGCUCAGGCUGCUGGCGGGGCCAUGCGUGCAGACUGCCGCCGGGCGGCCGUGAGCUCCAGGCCGAGCCCAGGCCGCGUCCCCCCACACCCAGUAGCUCGUCCCGCAGUGAGCGCAGUGGCGGCGUCUGGACUCGCGGGCUCCGAGUGAAUGCCUGUCAGUGUCCUGUGGACGUUCCCUGGAAACGUCACGCUCUGAACGCACACGGAGGGGCUUCCGUCUGGGCUGGCUGCUGGGCCGCAGUCCCUUUGCACUCACCUCUCUGCUCCUGCGCCCUGGGGCUCAAGCUCACUGCUCGUGGGGACGGGAGGCUGCAGACCCACAGGUGUCUCUGGGGGUGCCUGCUGUGCUGAGGCUCUCCAGAAACACCGCUCGCAGUGUCUGCCUGCGGGGCCUGUAGACCGCAGGGGCCCCGUCUACGCCCCCAGGCUCCCGGUCAAGCAGGGUCGCAGUCCGUGUGCAGCACUGGGCUGAACCCGGGGCCUCGCCUUGGCCCCGAACCCGAGAACCACGUCUGCUGCCCCCGGGCCCCGUGACAGCUGGGCGCACGCCCGCCCCUGUGAGCACGUGCAUGGCAGAGGGUGCCUGGCUGGGGCUGGCCUGGUAACUCGGCCAGGUGCACCGUCCCGUUCUCCCAGAAGGAGCAGCUCCCUGAAGCCUGUAAAUAAAGUGUGUUAUUUAUUGCACGUCGCUGCAGCCCAUGAGGACGUGCUGCCGGGCGCAGGUGGCCUCUGCGUGAGGCCGCUCUGACCCCAACACCUGCCAUCCCGUCGGGUGCGCGGGCAGGCCUUCCGUGCUUGCUGAGGAGGCAGCGUCUGCACUGUUUCUGCACGAAUCGAGCAGUAGAACACACCCAAGACUCCCCAAGAAGGGGGUGUCAAGAUGAGGGCCCCCACCCCACGCUGAGUCCAGCUGGCAGGGCCCAUAGGAGGGGGCCUGUCCUCAGGCCCGGAGCCCCGCCCAGGGUCCAGCCAGUUCACGGGACCUGCUCCUCCGCCCUGCUCUUCUGAAGAGGUCGUUUGUAAAGUGAGGUGAACUUGUAGAGGACUAGUGUCGUGUCCUUAAAAGCCCAAACCCCAGCCCCUGGAUCAGGGGUGUCUCGGAAAUGCCUGCGUGGCGUCAGACGUGACUGUGACCUGCGCUCCUCUGUCUGCAUCGGCCGGACGCCCCCGAGCUGGAGCAGCUGCUGGUCUGGGUGCCCGUGGCCCCGCCCUCAGCCUCCCCUGCUCCGGGGUGGGGAGGGGGGGUGUGGGGGGGAGGGGGCAGGGGGGAGGGUGUCUGGGGCCUUCGGCCUGGACCGUGUAACGAGAACUGCCGACUCCUUGUGUUUAGCGUUUUAUUUUCUUCGUUAGUGGCAGGGCUGGGAAGAUGGCCCAUGGAGUGUUUGGUGAGCCCCGUUUUCGCAGGAGGCCCUUUGGUGAGGCAUGAGACCUUGUAGUGGGAAAUAGCCAAUCGCGUGCUGAAGUUUGCUGUCACGCGCAAAUUCUAACUCAGGAACCGCAUCCUCGCCUGACUCUCCAGCACUCUGUGGUGGGCAGUGCUGCCCGCACCCUGACGGGGUGCCUGCAGAGCCUGCCUUAACUGCUGACUUGAGCAUCGAGGGUUGCACGUGUAUUCUCAACCCUCCUCCCGGCGGGUGGCCAUUGACACGCUUGUGUGACGCAUCCUUCCUGGGUCCCAGGGUUUUUCCUGAGCUUUCGAGGGAGCAGAGACGAUGCAUCUGAGUGGUUCUUCCUACAGACCUGCGCUGUUGUCAGUGGAGGGGAUGUCAGGAAGGGGCUGUCUGCCUGUUGGAGUCGCCUCUGCCUCACUUUCCACGGUGGAGGAGACGGAGCCACGUCCUCGCCCGGGCGGAAGGGGACGCACCGGAGCCGUCGAGGAGGCGUGCUCUGCAGCAGGUUGAGCCGUCGUCGAGAACUCCCCACGGGCCCCCGGUGCCUGCGCCCGUGUUUCCGUAGGACGUGCAGGGGCCCCUUUCACAGCUGUGCUGGUGCUCCGUGGACGCCCCCCUGGUGUCCUGGUCUUGACUACUCACGCUCUGUUGUAAUUACCAUUAAACUGACUAUUUUUCUUAUGUUACAAACA